Molecule: messenger RNA, 2628 nt
Organism: Oikopleura dioica
Lineage: Eukaryota; Metazoa; Chordata; Appendicularia; Copelata; Oikopleuridae
Source: the annotation of a GenBank genome assembly
AUGGAUGAACUGAUUCCGUCGAGUCCGAAUUGCUCUUCUGUAAUCGUGACGUUGAAAGAAAACAGAUUUGUCUAUCUUGGGAAGAACUCACUAUUCGUGUUCGAUGUUGAUAAGGAUGACGGAUUUACGAAUAUAAGAAGACAAGUCAGCGGGGAGUUCGAAAAAUGUACGGCAAUUGCCGCUCUUAGUGACACGCAGGUAGUAGUCGGGCAUGAUAAUGGUUUCCUUCGAGUCUGGAAGAUCCCAAAUGAAAAGACAGAAGAAAUCGAGAAGGUGCACGAAUGGCAGCCUCUUUAUUUACAAAUAACGGCAAUACAUGCUCACGAAGGAAAAAUCGUCUCAGGAGAUGCAAGGGCAAAUCUUCAUUUUACACAGCUUGAUGGUGGCGAUGUCCAGAAAGUCCGUGAAAACGACCAGCACUGCGCGAUCCAAGCAUUGAAAUUCAACUCUACUGGCGAUAAACUUGCGUCUGGCCUUGAUUUAGGCAUCAUUUACAUUUACGAUGGAGAUGGGAAAAGACUUCAUCGGCUCAGAGAUCAUAAGAACGCGAAGCUCUGGACUUCCCUUGCAACUUCAACAUCUCCCGGUGACUUCAUUUCAAGUGGAAUUAGUGGAGAUAUCAUGAUCUGGCGCUCCGAGAAGGCAGACUCUAACAGCAAGCCCUUUGACCCGCAACCGAAGAUAUUCUGCGACAGGCAAACUGAUCUUUGCCACCAGAGAACCGUAUUUGGCCUUGCUGUUUCGGAUCAAAUACUUGUCUCGAUUUCAAUGGAUCGUAAGGUGAAAGUUUGGGAUCUCAAUACGCGAAAGCCCACUUUCAACUUGAUGACAAACGGAGGCUGGAUUUACGCGCUCGACAAGAGUCCUGUUGAGCCCGAUCUGCUAGCAAUCGGAGUUGGGGAUGGAAUGAUGAGAAGAGUUGAUACAUCUUGCUCGCCGAGAACGAUCAAUGUCACGUGGCAAGGUAUUGCGGAAAAGAUAACUGCGCUUUCAUGGCACAAGGAAUCGAUGAAGAUCGCUUACGGAACCGAGCAUGGAAAGGUUGGAGUGUGGGACUCUGAAAAAGACAAGGUCAACAACUUCAACUCGUACCAUGAAAAACGAGUGUAUUCUAUUGAUUUCAUCGGUGACAGAGUCGCAUCCAUUGAUGGAAAAGUACUGAAGGUUCAUGACAAAGACAGUUCUGAAAUCAUUACUCUUCAAAAUCGACCAACAGCGCUUAGUUCUUACGGAGACAUGGUCGCAUUUGGAUUUGAUGAAGGGAUGGUAUCAAUCUUCGACCAUGAUUUCAAAGAAAAAGUCACAAAAGAGCUGCAUCAGAAAUAUGUCACGACCGUGAAAUUUUCUGAAGACGGAAAGAUGCUUGCUUCUUCUUGUAACGCUGGAAAUAUUUUCAUCUCACUGACUCCAAACCUUGAAAGCCAUCGAAAACUUGCUGGACAUGCUGAUCGAGUCGCUGCCUUGUCGUUUUCUCCGGAUGGUGAAAAGGUAGUAUCUGCAUCGGUUGAUUACACCUGCCAAGUUUGGAAGAUAUCGAAUGGACUGCCUCUAGCAAAUUUUAGAGGGCACGAUCAAGUUCUGUAUUCGAUUGUUUGGAUGAAAAACGCAAUCUACAGCGGCAGCGAAGAUGGUGUCGUGCAUACAUGGACAGAAGCUGAUUGUCAGUUCAAAACACCUCCCGAGGAAUCUAAGAGGCUGAAAAAAGAAAGAAGGAGAAAGAAACAAAUGCAAACUAGGAUAAAUAUCGCGAACGGAAAAGGGCCAUCACGGAAGCCCGAUGUCACAAAGAAGCCAGAAGAAAAACCUUGUCCACCAUCUCCAUCAAAAAGUACUGCUAGCAUUGAUUCUGUUGAACAAAAGAAAGAAGGAAACAACAAGCAAAAACGAGUAAAAGAAUACAAGAAAUUCGCGCCACUUUUCAAUCUCGACAGUGACCGAAGCAACGCUUUUCAACACCUGGGAAUUGAAGACUUAUUCAUGUUGAAAGAUAAAAAGGAUCCGCUGCCAAGCUAUUUGGCCGUAUAUGAUGGAACGAAGGAACAAAUAAUUGAUAUCGUCAAAAAGGAAAUCAAGGAAGAAAUCGAAUCGAACUGCUCUGGAGAUGUUCUGUCAGAAACAUCCGUUUGGCUUGGAACUUUUCAAGACGUCAUCGCUAAUGACAAAAUUACAGACACCACAGUAGCUCUCGCUGCAUCGAUGGGGAACGCAGCUUGGAGAUACGUGACUGAAAAAUAUGUUGAUCAACUGCAAAGAAAUAAUUCUUUUUAUAAAGCAUCGACGUUUUUGCUUGCUCUUGGGAGAGUAGAGGAUGCUAUUCGAGCCUUGAAUAACGCAAAUCAGCAUCGAGAAGCACUAGUUCUUGCUCGACUACGACUAGACCCGGAUCAUAAGUUAAUUGAAGAGUCCCUUCGUCUGAUGGCUGAUCGAAUCAUUCAUGUUGAAACCUACUCAAAGUCGAUAUUUUCUGACGAGCCGGUCAUGGACGACUCCUCUUCCGAAAUGAUAGAGCACCAUAUAAGGCUUGUAAAAGCAUUGUGCAAUUUUGCCCUGGACGGAUUGCCUCGAUUACUGCCAGAGCACUCUCUUUUCGAAGUGUAUCAGCAGAUUGGAGAGCGACUGUCAAUCUAA